This is a messenger RNA of Paramecium tetraurelia, 1332 nucleotides long. RefSeq lists its product as uncharacterized. Gene Ontology annotation, molecular function: DNA-binding transcription factor activity. The record is from RefSeq and is a predicted model, not a curated record. Lineage: Eukaryota; Ciliophora; Oligohymenophorea; Peniculida; Parameciidae. The transcript has 5 exons. Gene Ontology annotation, biological process: regulation of DNA-templated transcription.
AUGAAUUCUAAUAAUAAGGUGGAUUGUGAAUAUCCUGAGCAUUACAUGCUUGAUAUCGAGGAGAAGAAACCAGCACAGUAAUAGAAUUUUAUGCCAUUUCUACCUUAUGGAGUCAUAUCCAAUCUUGAGAACCAAGUGAAUCGAGUCAGAAGUUAAGUUGAAAUAAAACAAGAGGAUAGAUAGAUGAUUAAGAAUGAUUCAUAGGCAUCUUUAAAAGAUGAUGUUUUGUGUUUACAAAAUAUAAAAGGAAAUGUGAAGAAUGCAUAUAUUAAGAAGAUUAGUUCUCUACUUAAUGUAAGUAUGGAGGAGGAUAAAGAAAAAUUGCUCCCUUCAAAAAGAAUAAAGGAUAAUGUUUCUUCGAACUCUUCGAAAUAAUUUGAAAAUGAGGAUUUAAAGAUGCAAAAGAAUCGGGAAAGUGCCAGAAAUUCUAGAUAAAGGAAGAAGUUAUAUAUUGGAUUAUUGGAGAAAAAGGUUGAAGAUUUGAAUGGGCAAAUAGAGGGGCUUAGAUAAUAAACAGAGAUAACAUUCAAGCAUAUUCACAAUAUAAUUGAACACAAUACAUGUUUCAAAGGAAUGAUCAUAGAACAAGCUCAAAUAUUUGAUUAAUUACAAAGCAAAGACCCAGAGACAACUGAAGGAUAGGAGAUGCAAGCAUUGCUCACGGACUCUUAUAAAUUAAAAUUUAGUGCCACAGGUUCAAAAAGAAAGCAAUAUAUUAGAUAUUGCUUUUAGAAUGUAGCCCGAAUUCUGAUGGAUGGUAAUUAUGGGACUCUGCUAUUUGGAAGUAAUUGUCUGCCAAAGAAUUUUCAAAUUCUGGAAGAUGAAGAGUUGCAUGAAUAUGUCAAGCAAUUCAAAGAAAUCACUGGAUGUAGCGAAGACAAAAUGCAGCAUUCAAUAACCCAUAUUGUGAGAAGGAUACUUGAGCACAAGCACUCUUUUUCUUAUUUAAUUAAAUAGAUGAAAUGCAAAUCCAAAGAUCUGAGGAUAUGUUAACAGUAACUCGAUGAUUAGAUAGAUGAAAUGACAACUUAAAUGACUCCCCAAUAAUUUACAUCCCUCCUAAUCAAUCUCAAUAAAGAUGAAGUAAAAGUCAAAGAAAAUUAUUAAACCACAAAAUCAGACAUUUAAGCCUAAUAGUUACAAUAACAACAACAAUAAUAACAGUAAUAAUAAUAACAAUAACUUCUGAACCAAUACAAGUUUUUACCUUAAAUUUCUCUUGAGUUAUUACUUAAUAAUAAGAAUACGCCAUUCUUACUACCAAGUAAUUUAAUGAUAGACCCACUGUAAUUCAAUGAUUUAAUUUAAAAGAAGCUUUGUAAAUAACCAUGA